Molecule: messenger RNA, 534 nt
Organism: Solanum verrucosum
Lineage: Eukaryota; Viridiplantae; Streptophyta; Magnoliopsida; Solanales; Solanaceae
Exons: 2
Coding region: 1-534 (177 amino acids)
Source: RefSeq, a predicted model, not a curated record
AUGAGGAUGUGCAUAGACUACCGAUAUUUGAAUAGGGCCACCAUUCAAAAUAAGUAUCUGUUGCCUCGGAUAGCUGAUCUCUUUGACCAGUUGCAUGCCUUCAUGAGUUUGAUGAAUGGUGUUUUCAAACCAUUCCUGGAUUCUUUUGUUAUUGUCUUUAUUGAUGACAUUUUGGUUUACUCGAAGAGUAAGGAAGAGCAUGCCGACCAUCUUCGUAUUGUUUUGGGUGUCCUUGGAAAAUCUAAGUUAUAUGAAAAUUUUCAUAAGUGUGAGUUCUGGUUGACUUCAGUUGCUUUUUUGGGGUAUGUGGUUUCAAAUGAAGGGGUAAUGGUAGAUCCCCAAAAGAUCGAAGCAAUCAAGAACUGGGUUCGGCCUAGCUCUGUGACUGAAGUUAGGAGUUUCGUAGGGCUCGCCAUCUACUAUCGUCGAUUUGUGCAAAAUUUUGCUUCUAUCGCCACACAUUUAGCAAGGCUGACUAAAAAGGAGGUGCCUUUCGAGUGGACUGAAAAAUCUGAAGAGAGCUUCAGAAACUGA